This is a messenger RNA of Tricharina praecox, 1984 nucleotides long. RefSeq names its product major facilitator superfamily domain-containing protein. The coding region runs from base 298 to 1839 and encodes 513 amino acids. NCBI's taxonomy places the organism in Eukaryota, Fungi, Ascomycota, Pezizomycetes, Pezizales, Pyronemataceae. The transcript has 3 exons. Gene Ontology annotation, molecular function: transmembrane transporter activity. Gene Ontology annotation, biological process: transmembrane transport. The record is from RefSeq and is a predicted model, not a curated record.
CACUACCCUACUCCGGGCCCCCACGAGCAACUGCGUCCGCUAUCGAUAUCCGCGCACACGCCCCCAGCGAAAAGCGCCAUGACGACCGGUUAUGUCGGAACGAACCCUGCAGACUCUGCGGUCGCGAAGGGAUUCCCCCAUAAGGAUCCAUCAUCCAUGACGAACUAGGUACUCUAGUUAAACUGGAAUCUGGAUAGCAGUUAAAAUGGAGGGAAGAAUUCCAACUUAAAACCAACGUCCCCGCCAUCAUGGCAAUGGAAGAUGCUGGCAAGGGAAAAGGAAAAGGAACGAUAGAAAAUGUCUUCGACAUCACCGGUAGCAGAAUUCUCCCAGGGUAGCGUAGAGAGCGCCGCGCAUGCGCCAAAGGCGGCUGAUAACGUCGACCUCGAAAAGACCACGACCUCGACACCAAUAGAGGCCGAGGCAUACUCGGUCUUCACGCGCCCGCAGAAGCGAUGGAUAGUGCUUCUCGUGGGGAUAGCCUCCUUCUUCUCGCCACUCUCAGCCAACAUCUACUUUCCUGCACUCUCCUCCCUCUCCGCCGACCUCAACGUGUCUACAGAGUUGAUCAAUUUGACUAUAACAAGCUAUAUGAUCUUGCAAGCUCUCGCACCUAUGCUGAUCGGCGAUCUGGCGGACACGCUCGGUCGCCGACCCGUGUACAUUCUCCUCUUCGUCAUCUACAUCGCCGCAGACAUCGGACUGGCACUGCAACGGGCGUAUCCAGCACUACUAGUCCUGAGGAUGCUCCAGUCGACCGGCUCGUCAGGCGUAAUCGCCCUGGCCAGUGGCGUGGUAGCGGAUAUCGCGCACGCCGGCGAGCGCGGCGCCUACAUGGGAGCCGUAAACCUCGGCGCCAUGUGCGGGCCUGCCGUCGGCCCGGUGAUCGGAGGAGUUUUGGCCGACAAGCUGGGUUGGUGGUGGAUCUUCUGGAUUCUUGCCAUAUGUGGUGGAGUGUAUCUGGUAUUCCACGUCGUGUUCUUCCCCGAGACGGGGCGGAGCGUGGUCGGGAAUGGGUCCAUCCCGCCACCGCGAGUGGAUGCGAGCCUUCUGCAGCUGCUCAAGGGUUCGAAACAUCCCAUCGACACGCCGCGGCCGCCCCGGCCGAAGCUCCGUGCGCCGAAUCCGAUGGCUAGCUUGAAAUUGUUGUUGCAUAAAGAUAUGGCGCUGGUCCUCUUUAUCAACGGUAUAUUCUACACGGCGUUCUACAUGAUCAUGGCCUCACUGCCGUCUGUUUUCGCCGACAUCUACGGCCUCACUCCGCUGCAGGUCGGCCUAUGUUACCUCCCAUUCGGCGUCGGGUGCGGUAUAGCCUGCAUCAUCGCCGGGCGGUUGAUGGGCCGAGACUACAAAAUCAUUGCGCAGCGCUGCGGGAUAAAGCCGGAUGCGAAGCGCGGCGAGGAUAUGCUGAAGUUUCCGAUCGAACAGGCGAGGCUGAGGAGUGUUUUCUGGUCGCAAGCUCUGUUCAUGGCCGCCAUCGUAACUUAUGGCUGGUUGUUGCAUUUUGAGACUCACCUCGCAGCGCCGUUGUUCCUAACAUUCGUCGUCGGUGUCGCUGGCACCUGCGUGUUCACCGUCCUCAGCACGCUGGUGGUGGAUCUGUACCAGACGCGCCCCAGCAGCGCAACAGCGUGUAAUAACUUUGUGCGCUGCCUGAUGGGUGCCGCCGGAACAGCUGUGAUAGAGAGCAUGCUCCAGGCCAUGGGACGCGGUUGGUGUUUUACGUUUGUGGGCAUAGUGUGCACGCUUAUGGCACCGCUGUUGUUUUUGGAAUGGAAGUAUGGCAUGCGGUGGAGGGUUGCGAGGCUGACGAGGGAGAAGGAGGCUGAGAGGGGGUAGUACCUAUAUAUAGGGUAGGGCCAAGGGAGUGGUGAUGGGUAAUAGUAGGCUGAAUGUAUACCUGUGUUAUGUAACGAUAGACUCAUCUAGGUCCACUAAUAGAUCUCGGAAUGUGAUGAACAAUACUACUACUUGCCACGGCAGG